Messenger RNA from Medioppia subpectinata, 1524 nucleotides. The record is from the annotation of a GenBank genome assembly. NCBI's taxonomy places the organism in Eukaryota, Metazoa, Arthropoda, Arachnida, Sarcoptiformes, Oppiidae.
AUGCGAUUUUUAAGCCGAAAAUUAAAUUACUGGUCCGUUCGGGGAGUGAAUGGCCCGAAACCGGUGCCUAUUUUUGGUAAUGUAUUGCAACUGUUUGUAAAGCCCCGACCACUCGUCGAAAAGGAAUGGAUUCACAAAUACGGCAAAAUCUAUGGAUAUUACGUGCAAAACAAUCCCAUCCUAACGAUCGCCGAACCGGAACUCAUAAAAUUAGUUUUGGUUAAGAAUUUUCAUUUGUUUGCCGAUCGGCGACACGAAGAGUCGUCGGAUCCCAUAAUUGACAACUCGUUGACAAACUUAUUGGGCGAUGACUGGAAGAGAGUCCGAUCGAUAGUGAGUCCGACCUUCAGUUCGGGUAAAAUGCGGAAAAUGUAUCCAAUGGUCAGACAGUGUUUGACUGAUUUCAUGGACCACUUGGAAGUGAUUGUCGGCGACGGCGAAGCGGUGGAAAUCGAUGUGAAACAAGUUUUUGGCAACUUUACGAUGGAUGUGAUCACAACGUGUGCCUUCGCCACAAAGACUAACUCACAUAAAGAGUUAAAUAAUCCGUUUGUGGUGAACGCCAAACGUAUAUUUAAUAUAAGUGCUCUUCAGUUGAUUUCACUGAUAGUUUUGCCAAACUUUGCGCUCAAAUGGAUUGAGAGCUCACCGAUCAAUACAUUGCAGUUUCUCAUUAAGAAUGUGCGACAAAUUCUGGCCAAACGGCGUCUCAAUAAAGACGGCGAUAAAUACAAUGAUUUCGUUCAACUGAUGGUCGAUCUCCACAAAGACCCGCACAUUAAUGAUAACGCCAUCACUGAUCCAAAUGAUGUCAACGAAGCGCAUCACUUGAAUGAAGGCGCCGAAGAAUUGUUAGUCCAGAAGAAGGCAUUGAAUACAAGCAAUAAAUACAUGUCGGAUACGGAAAUCCUGUCGCAGGCGUUGAUGUUUCUGUUGGCCGGAUAUGAGACCACAGCCACCGCUCUGUCGGCCUCUUCUUACGAGUUGGCGCUCAACCCUUCAGUCCAACAAAAACUGUACGAAGAGAUCACUGCAGCCAUGGAUGGCGACGGAGAGAUCGGUUACGAAGAGUUGGCAAAACUGCCUUUUUUGGACGCAUUUAUGUCCGAAACGCUACGAAUUCAUUCGCCGGCCAUUCGAGUGUCCCGAUUGGCCGCCACUGACUUCAAACUCGGCGACACCGGUAUUACCAUCAAAAAGGAUCAGAUGAUCGAAGUGCCCGUCUAUGCCAUCCAUCACUGCGAAGACUUUUACCCGAAUGCCGAGCAAUUUGAUCCAGAUCGAUUCAUGCCCCACAAUAGGCAUAAAAUAAUUCCCUACACGUACUUACCGUUCGGCGCCGGACCUCGAAGUUGUAUUGGUAUGAGGUUUGCGUUAAUGGAAGCCAAGUUAGGUUUGGCUCAUAUCGUUAGCAAAUACCGAUUCAGCGCCUGUACUCAUACAGACGUACCCCUCAAUUAUAAGAGAGAUCUUAAGAUGACUUUCCCGAAGAGAAUUGUCGUCGCCAUUGAGAAGAGACGCUAA